This is a messenger RNA of Catharus ustulatus (Swainson's thrush), 724 nucleotides long. RefSeq names its product interleukin-8-like. Gene Ontology annotation, molecular function: chemokine activity; CXCR chemokine receptor binding. Gene Ontology annotation, cellular component: extracellular region. NCBI's taxonomy places the organism in Eukaryota, Metazoa, Chordata, Aves, Passeriformes, Turdidae. Gene Ontology annotation, biological process: chemokine-mediated signaling pathway; antimicrobial humoral immune response mediated by antimicrobial peptide; neutrophil chemotaxis. The transcript is spliced from 4 exons. The coding region runs from base 1 to 294 and encodes 97 amino acids. The record is from RefSeq and is a predicted model, not a curated record.
AUGGGAGUCCCCCUGCUCCCAUGGCUGCUGCUACUGCUGCUGCUGCUGUCCCACUCUGCCCACGCAGCCAUCCUGGAGGUGAACGGGAACCUGAGCUGUAGGUGUGCCAAGACAACCUCGGAUUACAUCAGUCCCAAGAAAUACGAGAGCAUUGAGAUCAGGCCUGUGGGCAGCAGCUGCAGGCGCACCGAGAUCAUAAUUAAAUUAAGACCCUCAGGGAAGGUGUGUGUGAAUCCUGAAGCCCCCUGGGUAAAGAAGCUGCUGAAGCGCAUUGCCAGCACGAAGAAAAAGUAAGUUUCCUGCUAAGGAAGUUGGUGCCCAGAGCCCCGAGGAAGGCUGGUGGAUGAUGCCCAGGUGUGCAGACCUGGCUGCUCCUCACUUUGUCCUCUCUUCCUCCCCUUCCCGAAAGCCCCACGUCUGGCUCUGCUGCCAGUGGGGAGGGUGGCUCACUGCUGGCCCCAACCCCAUGGCAGGUUUGUGGGGAGUUCUCCCCUGCUCUUGGUCCCUGGAUCAGUGUGAAUAUGAAUCCUGCAUUUAUUUAGUUGCCUGUGGACUGUGAAGCUGUUCCCUGGCAAGGGCUGCUCCUGCUUCUUUAGGAAUAAGUUUGUGACUUUUUCCAUGUGAAGUGCUUGGUGACAGAGUGUGUGUCUGAGGGUUGUGUGGCACAGCAUGGCAUGUCCUGUUCUGGAAGCUCAAGGCAAAUAAAAUUCAGGAUUUUUCUUUC